This is a messenger RNA of Glycine soja, 818 nucleotides long. RefSeq names its product blue copper protein-like. Bases 71 to 685 code for a protein of 204 amino acids. Gene Ontology annotation, molecular function: electron transfer activity. The transcript is spliced from 2 exons. Gene Ontology annotation, cellular component: plasma membrane. The record is from RefSeq and is a predicted model, not a curated record. NCBI's taxonomy places the organism in Eukaryota, Viridiplantae, Streptophyta, Magnoliopsida, Fabales, Fabaceae.
UCAUUCUACAAUUUAAGAGUGCCCUCUGUAGUUUGUUUCCCUUCUUUCUUUCCACGCACACUCACACUAAAUGGCAAUUUCUGUUGCUUUAAUUUUGGGUCUAUGUUUAGCAAUGAACAUGGCCCUGCCGACAGGUGCAGCUACCCACACGGUGGGAGACACCUCAGGUUGGGCACUCGGUGUUGAUUACAGCACAUGGGCUAGUGGCUUGAAAUUUAAAGUUGGUGAUAGUCUUGUUUUCAAUUAUGGGACUGGUCACACGGUGGACGAAGUAAAAGAAAGCGAUUACAAGAGUUGCACAAUGGGCAAUUCACUGAGCACAGACAGCAGCGGCGCCACCACAAUCACCCUCAAGACCGCCGGCACUCACUACUUCAUGUGUGCUGCUCCUGGCCAUUGUGACGGUGGCAUGAAGCUUGCUGUUAAGGUAAAGGCUAAAAAUGCCUCUGCUUCUGCUGCAGCACCUUCACCUGCAAAGGAAUCACCUUCAGAAUCUGAUGAUGCCAAAGACACACCCACUACUCCUACCUCCACCACCAAUCCUAAAACUUCAACAUCCACCACCCCUUCAACUGAAACCUCCACUACUACUACAUCUUCUUAUACGUCAUCAGCAAUUGGCGGCUCACCGAUUGUUGCUAUGUUUGUUGUUUCUUGGAUCUCAUACUUGUUGCUUAUGAUGUGAACUUGAGAGGAGUCAGGACAUAGGUGCUUAAUUUCGGGGUUUCUUUGGUUUUCAAUUUUAUUCUGUUUUCUUCUUUGAUUCAAUUGAUCAAUUCAGAUUUUUGCUAUGAGUACUAUGAGUGAUAUUUAUUUAA